Molecule: messenger RNA, 1544 nt
Organism: Dendrobium catenatum
Lineage: Eukaryota; Viridiplantae; Streptophyta; Magnoliopsida; Asparagales; Orchidaceae
Product: phosphoglycerate kinase, cytosolic
Exons: 6
Coding region: 98-1303 (401 amino acids)
Biological process (GO): glycolytic process; gluconeogenesis
Cellular component (GO): cytosol
Molecular function (GO): ATP binding; phosphoglycerate kinase activity; ADP binding
Source: RefSeq, a predicted model, not a curated record
CUUCUGUUUUUCCCAACCCGUGUGGUUGUAGGCAUUCCAAGUCCAGUUUUACUUAUCCAUUUUCUUCGAAUCAGAUACGUGUUUUAGCGAGCUAAGAAUGUCAAAGAAAAGGAGCGUUGGCGAUCUGAAGGGAGCAGAUCUGAAGGGGAAGAAGGUGUUUGUUAGGGUAGAUCUAAACGUACCGCUCGAUGACAACCUCAAGAUCACCGACGACACCAGGAUCAGGGCCGCUGUUCCCACCAUCAAUUACUUGAGGGAGCACGGAGCCAAGGUGCUUCUCUGCAGUCAUCUGGGUCGCCCUAAAGGUGUCACUCCAAAGUACAGCUUGAAGCCUCUUGUGCCUAGGAUAUCAGAACUUCUUGGAGUUGAUGUUGAGAUGGCCAAUGAUUCCAUUGGUGAGGAAGUGGAGAAAAUCAUUGCUGCUUUGCCCGAUGGAGGCGUUGUCCUCCUUGAAAAUGUGAGGUUCUAUAAGGAAGAAGAGAAGAAUGAUCCAGAGUUCGCAAAGAAACUUGCUUCUCUUGCUGAUCUCUAUGUUAAUGAUGCCUUCGGAACUGCUCACAGAGCUCAUGCUUCAACAGAGGGUGUAACAAAGUACUUGAAGCCUGCUGUUGCUGGCUUUCUCAUGCAGAAGGAACUUGAUUACCUUGUUGGAGCAGUUGGAAAUCCUAAGCGACCUUUUGCUGCCAUUGUUGGUGGCUCAAAAGUUUCAACUAAGAUUGGGGUGAUGGAGUCACUCUUAGAGAAAGUUGAUAUCCUUCUUCUUGGAGGGGGAAUGAUAUUCACUUUCUACAAGGCACAAGGGCAUGGUGUUGGAUCCUCUCUUGUUGAGGAAGAUAAACUUGGUCUAGCAACAGCUCUUAUUGAGAAGGCAAAGCUGAAAGGAGUGUCACUCCUAUUACCUACUGAUGUCGUUGCUGCCGAUAAGUUUGCUGCAGAUGCCAACAGCAAGAUUGUCCCAGCAUCUGCUAUCCCUGAUGGCUGGAUGGGACUUGACAUUGGGCCAGAUUCCAUUGACACAUUCAGUGAGGCUCUUGAGAGUGCUAAAACCAUAAUCUGGAAUGGACCUAUGGGUGUUUUUGAGUUUGAGAAGUUCGCAGUUGGAACAGAUGCUAUUGCGAAGAAAUUGGCUGAUCUUAGUGGAAAAGGUGUCACGACUAUCAUCGGCGGCGGCGACUCUGUUGCUGCUGUAGAGAAAGCUGGGCUUGCUGAUAAGAUGAGCCAUAUCUCUACCGGCGGUGGUGCGAGCUUGGAGCUUUUGGAAGGAAAAUCGCUGCCCGGUGUUCUCGCCCUUGAUGACGCCUGAACCUCGGCUGGACAUUGAUGGCUUUUUUUGAGAGAAUUUUGUGAGUUAUUAAACAAACUUUUUUUGCAGCUGCGCUCCUCCUUUAUCUGUUGACGUUUUUUAGAAAUAAGUGGAGGUAUUUGGUUGCUUCAGUGAUGAAGUUCUUGGAACCAUUGCGCUUUGUUUUUAUAUUGAAGGAUUUUGUUGUUGAUGACUGCUAUCUAAGGAGUAUUAUGUGGAAGCAGCAUUUAUAACUUUUCAA